Apiotrichum porosum is the source of this 1824-nucleotide messenger RNA. RefSeq lists its product as uncharacterized. Gene Ontology annotation, molecular function: DNA binding; ATP binding; 3'-5' DNA helicase activity. Gene Ontology annotation, cellular component: nucleus. NCBI's taxonomy places the organism in Eukaryota, Fungi, Basidiomycota, Tremellomycetes, Trichosporonales, Trichosporonaceae. The transcript has 8 exons. Gene Ontology annotation, biological process: recombinational repair. The record is from RefSeq and is a predicted model, not a curated record. The coding region runs from base 1 to 1824 and encodes 607 amino acids.
AUGGAACUCGCAGAGCGUAUCAUUGAUGGCGACAAGCUUCCUACAGGCAUCAAGCCAGCUAUGAAGAGAAACUUGGCCUCGUUUGUUGGCGUGGUCCGCAAACUGCGCCGUGCUGCCUUGAAGGGCUCUACUGUCGGAGACAUCAUCCUCCUCGCUAUCAAGAAGACCGAGUACGAGGAGUACCUCCGCAGCUCGCAGCCAGACUACGAACAACGUUGGGAGAACGUUCAAGAACUUAUCAACUACAGUGUCGUAGUCUCGGAUGAGCAGGGCCGUCAGGACGCUGCCGAUGCAGACGUUGCCGAAGCGGGCGGGUUCACGUCCGCCUUGGCCUUACCGUUGGAAGACAUCAAGCCCAAGGUCGAGGCCAAACCGUUUGCUAGCGACGUGCGACUGCACCCCAUGUUCCAGGGCGCCGCAGCCUCGGGUCCAUCUCGCAGGCGCUCUGCUGAGAAGCAAGUUCGCGUCAAGAUUGAGAAUGACGUUGUGGAGAUUCUCUCGAGCGAAGACGAGCUGGACGAGCCCGACAUCAAGCCUGUGAAGCGCGAUUCCGUCCCGCCGUCUAGCGAGACUGAAGGGUUGACACCACUGCGCUUUUUUCUGCAGACGUCGAUGCUCUCCACCGACACUGAGUCUCAGGAGGAAGGUGCUGAAGUGCCGAAGGUUACAAUAUCAACUGUACACGCUGCCAAGGGACUCGAGUGGCCAGUGGUGUUCAUACCGUCUGUCGAGCAAGGCACCUUCCCGUUUCACCGAUGCACAGAGGAACACGAGGUUGCAGAGGAGCGUCGUUUGCUCUACGUGGCGAUGACUCGCGCGCAAUCUUUCCUUUCUCUGUCUCACUCAGCAACGCGCAUGUGGGCCGGCCAGGACGAGGACCGCGACCUGAGCGAGUUUGUGGCUAAAUCUAUGAGAAAGGACCCUAACCUGUUUUCGUCCUCGUUGCCCACCAUCGACGUCAACGUUCGUCACCAGAUGUCGACUAUGCUUGGUCGUCCACUGCCCAACGAGGCAGCGACCAAGGACGCUGUUAUGAAGCACGUCCGUGCAGCCCCGCCAUUGUCGACUUGGGACGCACCGGAGCCGCGUGGCAAGAACAGGUUCGCGCGUCGCGAGGGACCUGGCCAAAUGUCCAGAGCAGCAGACUAUUGGAACUCUGGCAUGGACGAGUACGCGCUCCCUUCGGCAAAUGGAUCUGGACGACCCUCGUCCAUGACGUUUGCGAGUGCACGCUCGCUAGGUCGCCCCGUGACCAUGUCCGCGCCGGCAGCACCGAAAUCUCCGCCGGCCCCGAUCAAGUCUGCGAAUCGAAACUUGCCGGCACCGUUACCAUUCACGUUCGACGCUUCGUCCAGGCCCAGGCCCGAGGCGAACUUGACGAGCUUUACGAGUAACAGCAAUUCGGCACUCGCUGCAAUGAAAUCUCUCGGUCUGCCCGACUCCAAGUCUGGUGCAGGCUCGCAAACCAACUUGGCUAGCUUCGCCAGCAACAGCAGCUCGAGCUUGGCUGCCAUGAAGUCACUUGGCAAACCGGAUCCGUCGCCCGGUGCAAGUUUAUCCCGUUUCACAAGCAACAGCAACUCGUCGUUGGCCGCCAUGGUGGCGCUGGGCAGGUCCGAAGCACCAGGCACCAACUCCAUCGGCGGCAACCGAACUAGCAGUGCAUUCACAUCACCGACUCUUAGUAGUGGUGGUGACGGUGGUGUUGGUGGGCUCGGUGCAUCCGGCUCGACCGGUGUUCCGGGGAUCCCGUUGGCUCGAGGCACCAAGCGCCUGGGCAUGGGUCGUCCUGCCCCUUGGGGGUCUAAGCGCAACAAGAGCUGA